This is a messenger RNA of Styela clava, 2139 nucleotides long. The record is from RefSeq and is a predicted model, not a curated record. Lineage: Eukaryota; Metazoa; Chordata; Ascidiacea; Stolidobranchia; Styelidae.
AAGUUUACCGCUACUGUUUGUAGAUUAUGAAAUACAAGCAGACUUAACUGCUCGUGUGGCGCGUUUUUCCACAUUAAAAUUGAUAGCCAGACAGGACAGUAGGACGUUCUAACUCAAUUUUCAGAUUUCAGCGUCAACGAUCCUCUGCAAACUGUGCCACGAGUGCGUUAACCGACACGUCCAACCGCGGUGUUUCUGUGUUUUGCCAUUAUGCAAUUUACAAUUUUCAUCAUUCAAGUCUUAUUAAUAAUUCAAAAGUUGAGCAACCUCCAAAGGUUGUAACCCAGAGAGGUGGACAUAAACCUAUAUUUGGUGGUGAACCUUAUUCCUGUAUUUGAUGAAUGAGCCAAUCAUCAUAUUUUUAUUGCAUGAUUAUGGAAACUGUGGAAAAGGACUGUGGGUCAUAGAUAUUCGUUGAAGCAUUGAAAAUAAUAAACAUAAUGUUGCAUCUUUUUCAGAAGUUUUAUAAUCCUUGGUUUGUAUUGUGUAUCUUCGAACUUCACACAUGCCGCAUUUAUAGUUAUAAGUUCAGAAGUUGUAGGUGAUUUAUGGUACUCUAGUUUAUGACAUUGAUUUACAAAAACAUGGAUUCGCAUGUGUAUAAAUUAAUCGAAAACCGUUUAUAAUACAGUAAUACUAAAGCAAAUCGUCUUAUGGGAUUGAAAAGAUUUUGCAAAGGAAUUCAACUCGAACUAAAAUAACAUAAUAUGCCGCCCAAAAAGAAAGGUGGAAAAAAGAAGGGCAAAAAGGCAGCUGCAGAUGAAGCACCUGCUGAUGAUGCAGAAAACGCUAAGGAGCCUACAGGUCCUACUGACAGAGAAGUUUAUUUAAAAAAAGAACUGAAUCAUUUGACUAAUGAUUUAGAAAGACUUAAAAAGCAGUCAGAGGAACUCAGAAAAGAAAAUGAAGUAUUACAACAAGAAGCUCAACAUACCAGAAUUGAAAGCCAUGAAUACAUGUCAUACAUGGCAAAAAAGACACAUAAACGUCAAACAACAAUUGUGUCUCUAAGCGAUCAAAACCAGAAGGAACUUGAAAAAAUAAAUUCGCAAAAAGAACAAAUGUUAUCGGAUUAUGAAGAGAAAAAAAAUAAGUUAAAAGCAACUCUUUUGGAAAAAGAAAGUUUACUCACAAAAGCGAGAAAAGAGUUUCAAGAUUUAGGUGAAUAUCGAGAACUUCGUGAAGAUCAGUUGAAAAAAAUAAAGCAACUCGAGCGUGAAGUUCUACACAUGCGUGGAAAACAUUCAGACACAAUUCAACAGCUGAAAGCAAAAUUUUUGCAGGAAAAGGCAGAAUAUACUGAAGAGAGUGAAAAUAAAAUUCAAGCAUUAGCUCUGGAAGCUAACAAAAAAGCUGUUCAAUGUUUGAACGAACAUACAACAAAUAUAAAGUAUGAAAAUCGACAACUCAGAGCGGAACUUCUUAAUUUAAUCAGAAAAAGUCAGGUUUUAAAUCAGCACAAACAAGAAUUGGAAGAACAGAAAAAGCAGCUGCAACGAGAACAACAGUACAGUGAAGAUAUUCGUAAACUACGUGGCGUGAGACAGAAGAAAGCUCUGGCACAAAUGGAGAGAGAAGAACAAGAAAAUCAAUGAAUUCCAAUUCGUUAACAAAAACUUCAUUUUGAGAUAUUUCGAAAGUGGCUAGUUGAAACUUAUUAUCAAAUAUAGGAAAAUUGUCACAUUCUGUAAUUAAGAGAUUGUUUUAUAUAUCAUUGAUAGCUAAAUACUCUUUUUAAUUCAACCCAGAAGUCUUUUUUUGUGGUUCCAUUUAUCAUUAUUCUCAGUGUUUAUAACAACUUUAUUGUUGAAAUCCAAUUCAGUUUCUUUACUGUAAUUUUGUGGCGAAAUAAAUUCAUUGUGAUAUUCUGUGAUAACUUUUUGUUGCAUUCAAUCAGUAGAACACAACUAUUCAAUAGUUUUCGAUAUAUUUUUAUAAUUUAGGGAACAAAACCUAGGCAUUGAUACAGUAUAAUUUUUAAAUUUUAUGUCUCCAUGUUCUCUUUAGUGUUUGUUCUAUAGUAUGGCGUUAUAAAAUUUCUAAGGCUUAUAUAUAUAUACUCAUACUUAUUUCAGUUUCAAGUCAUUUUCAAAUAUUCCCAGUAUUUAUGUAUUUCACUGUCAACUUAUUUUGUUUUAG